Eutrema salsugineum is the source of this 5296-nucleotide messenger RNA. Its product is annotated as myosin-14. Gene Ontology annotation, biological process: actin filament organization; vesicle transport along actin filament. The coding region runs from base 320 to 4849 and encodes 1509 amino acids. The transcript has 39 exons. Lineage: Eukaryota; Viridiplantae; Streptophyta; Magnoliopsida; Brassicales; Brassicaceae. The record is from RefSeq and is a predicted model, not a curated record. Gene Ontology annotation, molecular function: microfilament motor activity; ATP binding; actin filament binding. Gene Ontology annotation, cellular component: vesicle; myosin complex; actin cytoskeleton.
AAAAAACAGACCAGAAGAGGGGCUUAGGAUUUCUCCUCGAGCAGAUUUGAAAUUUUUUAAUUUUUCUUUGCUUGAAGAAUUCCAAGCUUCUUAUACUCCCAUUUGAUUCAAUCGCAUUUCUGGGAAUUUUUGUUUAUUGUUCUUAGAAUUAUUUCUGGGUUUUCAAGUUGCAGAGUUCGUCUGCUCCUUGCGUAAGUUACGUACAGACAUUUACCGUCGUUUGAAUUUGUGAACGAUCAUCUGUUAUCGGCGGAUUCUCAUGCGUUUAGAUCCAAAAGCAAGCAAAAAUUGUUUCUGAUCUGAUAAAUCUCCGGUGGAAAUGGCUUGUACUACUGUUAAUGUGGGCUCUUUAGUUUGGAUCGAAGAUCCAGAGGAGGCAUGGAUAGACGGUGAAGUUAUCGAGGUUAAAGGAAAUGAUAUUAAGGUCCAGUGUACCUCAGGGAAGACGGUGGCUGUUAAAGUUUCAAAUGCCUACCCAAAAGAUGUCGAAGCUCCUGCUUCUGGAGUGGAUGAUAUGACAAGGCUAGCAUAUUUACAUGAACCAGGAGUCCUCCAAAAUAUGAAAUCAAGAUUUGAUAUCAACGAAAUAUAUACUUACACAGGGAAUAUUCUAAUUGCUGUAAACCCUUUUAGAAGACUACCACAUCUAUAUAACAACCAUAUGAUGCAACAAUAUAAAGGUGCAGCCUUUGGAGAACUGAGCCCCCACCCUUUUGCAGUUGCUGAUGCAGCUUACAGACAAAUGAUAAAUCAGGGGAUUAGUCAAUCAAUCUUGGUAAGUGGUGAAAGUGGAGCAGGGAAGACUGAGACUACUAAAUUGCUCAUGCAAUAUCUGGCAGACAUGGGAGGUCGAGCUGUUUCUGAAGGAAGGACAGUCGAAAAGAAAGUUUUGGAGUCCAACCCUGUUCUAGAAGCAUUUGGAAAUGCAAAGACCGUUAGGAACAACAAUUCAAGUCGAUUUGGUAAAUUCGUGGAGAUUCAGUUCGAUCAAAGGGGCAGGAUAUCAGGAGCUGCUAUCAGGACUUAUUUGUUAGAGAGGUCGCGGGUUUGCCAGGUCUCAGAUCCUGAGAGGAAUUAUCACUGUUUUUACAUGCUCUGUGCUGCACCACCUGAGGACAUAAAAAAAUGGAAAUUGGCGGAUCCAAGAACAUUUCAUUACCUGAAUCAAUCUCAAUGCAUUGAGUUGGAGAGAAUGGAUGAUUCGAAGGAGUAUCAUGAAACUAGAAAGGCAAUGGAUGUUGUUGGGAUAAAUUCAGAGGAGCAGGAAGCAAUAUUUCGAGUUGUGGCUGCUAUUCUUCAUCUAGGCAACGUGGAAUUUGGAAAAGGAAAAGAAGCAGACUCGUCAGCCCCAAAAGAUGAGAAGUCCUACUACCAUCUGAAGACUGCGGCUGAGCUUUUCAUGUGCGAUGAGCAGGCUCUCGAAGAUUCUCUUUGUAAACGUGUGAUUGUGACACGUGAUGAAAACAUUACGAAAUGUCUGGAUCCAGAAUCUGCGGCCCUAAGCAGAGAUGCAUUGGCAAAAACUGUGUACUCAAGAUUGUUUGAUUGGAUUGUGAACAAGAUCAAUGAUUCAAUUGGACAAGAUCCUGAUUCAAAAUAUUUGAUUGGAGUGCUGGAUAUAUAUGGAUUUGAGAGUUUCAAGACAAACAGUUUUGAGCAAUUCUGCAUCAACUUGACGAAUGAGAAACUUCAGCAACAUUUCAAUCAGCACGUCUUCAAAAUGGAACAAGAUGAAUAUAAUAAAGAAGAAAUUGAUUGGAGCUACAUUGAAUUCGUAGAUAAUCAAGAUAUUUUGGACCUUAUUGAAAAGAAACCUGGCGGUAUCAUUGCUCUCCUGGAUGAGGCUUGCAUGUUCCCAAGAUCAACACAUGAAACAUUUGCUCAAAAGAUGUAUCAAACGUUCAAAGAUCACAAGCACUUUAGUAAGCCAAAAUUAGCUCGUACUGACUUCACAAUUUGCCACUAUGCUGGUGAUGUCACUUAUCAGACCGAACAGUUCCUGGAAAAGAACAAAGAUUAUGUUGUUGCCGAGCACCAGGCUCUGCUAAAUGCUUCGAGGUGCACCUUUGUUGCACGUCUCUUCCCUCUUCUUGCAGAAGAUGCUAACAAAAAGUCAAAGUUCUCUUCGAUUGGUUCACGAUUUAAGCAACAAUUGGUGACAUUGCUUGAAACGCUGAGUACUACUGAGCCUCACUAUAUUCGUUGCGUGAAGCCCAAUAAUCUUCUGAAGCCUUUGAUCUUUGAGAACCAAAAUGUUUUGCAACAGCUACGUUGUGGGGGUGUGAUGGAGGCAAUCAGGAUUAGCUGUGCUGGAUUUCCUACUAGAAAACAAUUUGAAGAAUUCCUAGACAGAUUUAGUUUACUUGCUCCUGAAGUUUUGGAUAAGAGUUCUGAUGAUGUAGCUGCCUGUAAGAAACUUCUUGAGAAGGUUGAACUCCAAGGAUACCAGAUUGGUAAGACGAAGGUUUUCCUUAGGGCUGGACAGAUGGCUGACUUGGAUGCUCGGAGGAAUGAGGUCUUAGGCAGAGCAGCCAGCACCAUCCAGAGGAAAUUCCGCUCCUACUUGUCCCGCAAAACUUUUGUGAUGCUCCGCAAGGUUGCAAUAAACAUGCAGGCUGUGUGCAGAGGUCAACUUUCUCGACAUAUCUUCGAGGGAUUGCGCAGAGAAGCUGCUGUUUUGGAGAUCCAGAGAGACAUACGGAUGCACCUUGCUAGGAAGUCUUACAAUGGAUUAUAUUUUGCAUCUGUUUCCAUUCAAUCAGGAAUACGUGGUAUGGCUUCCCGUGACGAGUUACGGUUCCAAAGGCAGAACAAGGCGGCAAUUAUGAUUCAGAGCCAUUGCCGCAAGUUCCUGGCCCAGUUGCAUUACCAGAGGCUAAAGAAAGCAGCAAUUACAACACAAAGUGCAUGGAGAGCAAGGUUAGCCCGUAAAGAACUGCGGAAGCUUAAGACGGCUGCAAAGGAAACGGGAGCCCUUCAAGCUGCCAAGAAUAAGCUUGAGAAACAAUUGGAAGAACUCACAUGGAGACUGCAGCUAGAGAAACGAAUGAGGAUGGACAUGGAAGAAAGUAAAACACAAGAAAAUGCAAAACUGCGAUUAUCAUUGGAGGAAAUGCAACUUCAAUUCAAGGAAACCAAAGCCUUGCUCUUACAGGAAAAGGAAGCUGCUAAAAAGACAGCAGAAAUCGUUCCUGUGUUGCAGGAGGUUCCUGUAGUUGACACAGAGCUAGUGGAGAAGCUAACUAGUGAAAACGAAAAGCUCAAGUCCCUGGUAAGUUCAUUGGACCAGAAGAUUGAUGAAACAGAGAAAAAAUUCGAGGAGACAAGCAAAAUAAGUGAGGCGAGGCUGAAGCAGGCUUUAGAGGCAGAAACUACAAUUGUUAAUUUGAAAAAAGCUGUGCACGAACUUCAAGAAAAGAUCUUGGAUGUGGAAUCUGAAAACCAAAUAUUGAGGCAGAAAUCCCUCUUACACACAUCAGGAAAUCUCCCUCCGACUCCGGUUAAGAACUCACAAAAUGGUUACUUUUCUAGUAAAGAAAGUCUGGUCAAUGGAUCUGAGACUGAAACACCAACAAGAGCCCAAGAACAAGAAUCUGAUGCAAAGAAUCGGAGAUUGCAAAUAGAACGUCAACAUGAGAAUGUUGAUGCUCUUAUCAACUGCGUAAUAAAGAAUAUUGGAUUCAACCAGGGGAAGCCUGUAGCGGCAUUUACGAUAUACAAAUGCCUUCUUCAUUGGAAAUCCUUUGAAGCGGAAAGGACCAAUGUGUUUGAUCGUCUUGUUCAAAUGAUUGGUUCUGCUAUCAAGGAUGAUGAUGACAAUGAGCAUUUGGCAUAUUGGUUGUCAAAUACUUCAACCUUGUUGUUCAUGAUCCAACAAAGUUUGAAACCUUCUGGAACCGGUGCCACUCCACAGCGAAAACCACCUGUUUCGACGUCCUUGUUUGGAAGAAUGGCCAUGGGUUUCCGUUCAGCCCCUUCCUCUGCCGAGACUUCUGCAGCAGCGGCAGCUGCAGCUGCUGCAGUGAUUCGCCCGGUUGAGGCCAAGGAUCCAGCUUUGCUUUUCAAACAACAGCUUACAGCUUACGUGGAAAAGAUAUUUGGAAUGAUUCGGGAUAAUCUGAAAAACGAGUUGCAACCUUUGCUUUCCCUUUGCAUCCAGGCACCGCGAACAUCAACGGGACGUUCGCUACGAUCUGCAAAGUCAAUGGGCAAGGAUUCUCCUUUAGACCACUGGAAGGGAAUUAAUGACGGCUUAUACGCACUUCUAAACACACUCAAGGAGAACUUUGUUCCUCCGGUUCUUAUCCAAAAGAUAUUUAGUCAGACAUUCUCAUUCAUCAAUGUCCAAUUAUUUAACAGCCUUCUUUUGCGACGAGAAUGUUGUACAUUUAGCAACGGAGAAUAUGUAAAAUCUGGUUUAGCAUUGUUAGAGGAAUGGUGCGCCGAAACAAAAGAAGAAUAUGCUGGCUUAUCCUGGGAUGAACUUAAGCAUAUCAGGCAAGCUGUUGGAUUCUUGGUCAUCCAUCAGAAGUACAGAAUCUCGUACGAUGACAUCGCACAUGAUCUAUGCCCUAUCCUUAGUGUCCAGCAACUUUACAGAAUAUGUACACUGUACUGGGAUGACAGCUACAACACAAGAAGUGUAUCCCAAGAUGUGAUUUCAAGCAUGAGAGUGCUUAUGACAGAGGAUUCCAACAACGCAGACAGCAGCGCCUUCUUGUUAGAUGAAGAUUCUAGCAUUCCCUUCACGACCGAGGAUCUAUCGAGUUCAAUGCAAGAUAAGGACUUUGCAGAAAUGAAACCUGCCGAAGAGCUUGAAGAAAACCCAGCUUUCAGUUUCUUGCUUUGAUGGUGAAGAUACCAAAAGAAGCUGUAGGUGUUCUGUCCCUUCGAGAACACACCGGUGAAAGCAGAGGGAAGAAGAACAAAUGUCGCCGGAGAUUUCAAGAUUCAUUUUUCAUUGGCUAGACAUUGAUUGAUUCUCAUUUCGUUGGUCCCAGGGGAGUUCCUUAAGGUCUAUGCUCGGGCUGGGAGAAAUAGAGAAGAGACAUGGAACUCUUUGUUUUGUUCUUCUUGUGCAGUUUCUCCUUUGUUUCCCUUCUUUUUGGACCAACUUUAGUUUUAAUUUUUUUACCAAACAAAAAAAACUUUUAUUUUUAAUUUUUGGUGGUUUUAAUUAAUCUGGUGAAAUGCGCCAGUUGUUAUAGAAAAGAUAUAACAGACACAACUCAUGUUUUUGGUUUGUACAAAAGGAAAAAAUGGGUAAAAGAUUAGUUUUGGUAUAUAUCGAUGUUUU